CAGGAAGGACCUAACCCAUAGCAGUUGAUCCUGUUUGCAGGAAGCAGGUCACAUGUAACACUAGGAACACAUGCCAUUCAACAAGAGCAGCCAUGGAGAGCUUGCGACUGGAUUCAGUGUUGCUGAGAGUGGAUUUUAGAUUUUGGCAUGUGAUCACAGCUUUGCUACCUCUGGGCAGUUUUCUGUCUGCUGUAUUCUUAGCACUGUGGUUACACUUUGAGUCAGCUACAGGAACACACUGUGGGGUUGCCAACUAUCUGCCGUCCAUCAGUGCAGCGAUAGGAGGCCUGACGCCCGAGCGGUACAUCUGGCGGACCGGCAUCGCCCUGCACUCAGCACCGCGGUACAUGGUCACACUCAUGUACUACAACUUCUACAGGAGCAGGAGUGCUACACCUGCAGUCUGGUACCAGCUGCUGUACAAGUUAACGUGUCUCUUAAACGUUGUGGAGGUCUCUAGUCUGGUGGUGCUCACAUAUGUAUCUUCAACAGAGAACCCUGAUAUCCACGAGGUUUCUUUCAUCUCAUUUGUGGUGUGUUCAGAGGUGUACAUGUUCCUCACAUGUCUACUCUUGAAAUGGUCAGCAUUUAAACCUAUGUCAGAACAGGAGCAGCAGUCUCUACGUUGGAAAACCGUGAUGUUUGUGGCCAAUGUUACAUCUUUCCUGACAUCAGUUUACUUCUACUUCAGACAUAACUGGUACUGUGAACCAGGAGUCUACACCAUGUUUGCUCUUUGCGAGUACGUAGUGGUGGUGACAAACAUCGCUUUCCACUAUACAGCUGUACUGGACUUCCCAACAUUCUCAGUCAUCGUGGGCAGUGCAACAGAGAGCAAGAACAGUUGACAAGACUGCUAACUCAAACUGCUAUAGUUAUCUAUUACAUGUAAUAUUCUUAGGAGAAAAAUUAGGCCUAUGGUAACAUUUUGUAGCAUUUUGAUGUUAUAACUAUACCACAUACAUGUACAAGUUAGUACUUUUGCUGUGUAUAAAGAACCCUAAAGCGCAGGUCAAUUUAUUGACAUCCUUUCUGUUCAUUGCUACAGUGCAGAUGUUUGUAAAUAAUUUUGUACAUUGUAUUAUGUUGUUAUAUGUAUGCCAGUGUUAGCAUAUGCAGUGUUUAGAUAAAGCAUUCAACUAUUGCAGCAAAAUUCCAGCAUGGCUAAGCAUGGCUAGGAGAGAGAGAUAUUUUUUGC
Molecule: messenger RNA, 1198 nt
Organism: Branchiostoma belcheri (Belcher's lancelet)
Lineage: Eukaryota; Metazoa; Chordata; Leptocardii; Amphioxiformes; Branchiostomatidae
Product: post-GPI attachment to proteins factor 2-like
Exons: 7
Coding region: 93-848 (251 amino acids)
Biological process (GO): GPI anchor biosynthetic process
Cellular component (GO): Golgi membrane; endoplasmic reticulum membrane
Source: RefSeq, a predicted model, not a curated record